AUGAGGGGAACCAUAAGCAUAUGUAGAAUGUUGAGAACUUUUUAUGCGAAACCAGAAUGUUCCACGAAAAAGAUUCAAACUUCACUCUCUUCAACUCAUUCCAAAUGGUGGGCACCUUCUCCCUACUCCACCACCGCCAUCACCUCCAACGCCAACGGCGACCCCGCAACACCGUCAAAGCUUCUCGUCGUUCAACCCCGUCUCCGCUCAAUGAAGCACUCUGCCUCGCCAAUUCACUCGAAGAACAACGUGAUGGGUAUUUCCACACUGAUUUCUUUGAUAAGCCUUUGCCCCCUCACCUCCUUGUUCAGAAUCCUUCUGUCAAAGGCCAUAACGGUGGUCGUGGUGGCUUGGUGCGGUGGGUCGUUCAGCGUUGAAAUGAGAGCCUCGGUUGACGGAGAUAAAGGUUGUGGCAAUUCGCGUUUCUUACAAACUCAAAACGUGAAUCGCCCCUGGAUCCGCCCUCACCACCACAUGUCGCGUCCGUCGUCGUCCUAAACAACCGAAGAGCCUUGAUGGGGGUACGUUCCAGUUGCUCAGUUAUGUGGGUUUUCUGGGUUUUGAUUUGUGUGGGUUAUGAAUCUGGAUUUUGUGGAUUACAUGGAUCUGAGUUUUGAAUCUGGGUUAUGUGGCUUUUGAAUCUGGGUUUUGAAAAAGAUUCAAUUGAUUUGGGUUAUGUGGAUUCUAUGGAUUUGGCCAUUGAGUUUCUAACUUGAAUUUGGGUUGUUUUCUGGGUUUUCAAUGUUUGGCCAUUCUUGAUUUUUUUCAUUUUCUGGGUUUGAUGAUGAGUUUGAAGAUGAAGAUGAAGAUGAUUGAAGAAGGAUGAAGGGGAAGAAGAUGAAGAUAAAAAUGAUUAAGACAUUUGAGUUUUUGUAUUUUAUAACUUCAAUAAAUAUUGUAAUUUAUAACUUUAGGCAGGUCUGAAGUGUAGGAUGGAUGGUAUUAUGUCAUGGAUGAGGAAAAAAUUGAUAUGUUGGGUGCUGAAGAAAUUUUGUUAGGCGCAUAUAAGAUGGUCAUGGUUGCUGAAAUCGUGGAUAUGGUUCUAAGUACCUUGUUAGGCGUGGAUAUGGUUCUAAGUACUUUGAACAAUUUUUGAAUUAAUUAAUAAUUUUAUUUAAUUUAGUUAUUAAUUAUUUAUGUGGAAAUAUAAAUAAAUAAAAAUGAUGUGGAUAAUGCCAUGUCAUCUAUGGCCCGCCACUCAACACUCUUGCCGGAGCUCCGCCCUCCGGUGAGGACUAGAACCAAAAUUCUUGCAACUACAGGGAGAUAUCGGCUAGUUUUUUCCGGGGAGGGACUAAAAUCAAAAGUCACUACAAACACAGGGACCAAUUUGACCAUUAACCCUCAUUACAACUACAAGUCUACAACCAGCCACAGCGAAGAGAGCUGAAUUUGCCACCCCAACCAUUAGAUUUCACACCCCCAAUUUUCGGAUUUUUAAGUUCCGAAUUAUUUCGGAAUCUUAGAUUCCGAAAUUAAUUCGUGAUUUGUAGUGCAAAAUGCAUGUAACACCCAAAUUUUGAGUGAAAAAAUUCUUCGGAAACCUUAUUUCCGAAAUAUUUCGGAAACUUAAUUUUCGUAAGUGGGGUGACAUUUCUAAUAAGUGGGGUGUCAAAUCUAAUGAUCCACACCGAACUCUCCUCUAACAAUCAAAACUCAAAACCAAACUGCUCAGAUAACGAAUACUAACCAUUCAAGUUUACCACUGUCACCGGAAUCACUUCCUCUUCCUCUUCGCCGCCGCCGGCAAGGCUGGCUGCACCCUCUCACUCAGUUCACUUCCCCCCACCUUCACCAUUGACCCAGAUAUGACAGUGGAGCUCCUCGUCUCUGCUUCUUCCGACGCCACCGGCAAGAAUGAGGAGGGCAUCAACGACCACAACAUCGUCCUCAAAUGGGCUGAAUUGAAAUGCAGAACGCCGUUUCUGAAGGGAUGAUUCUCAAGUCUUACAGAGCGUUGUUAACGAUGUAAUGCAAAAGCUGCAGCUGAGGUACCCUAAAAAUCUGGAAGGCCUAGUUGGAAUUGAGGAACAAUGUGAAGCUGUUGAAUGUUUAUUGGGAAAAGUUGGAAGAAUUGGAGUUUGGGGCAUGGGGGGAACAGGUAAGACAACCAUUGCUAAAGUCUUGUUUGCCAAACACUUCCCACAAUAUGACAGUGCAUGCUUCUUGCAAAACGUAAGAGAAGAAUCAGAAAAGCACGGACUAACACAUAUCCGUGAUAAUCUUCUCUCGGAGUUGCUAAAAGAACAAGUUACAACAUCCAACUUCUUUGGAUCCACAUUUGUUGAGAGGAGGCUUAGUAGUAGAAUAGUUUUUAUUGUGGUUGAUGAUGUGGCUAGUUCUGAGCAAUUAGAAUAUUUGUGUGCAGAACUCGGUGAGUUGGGAGAAGGUAGCACUCUGAUUGUAACAACAAGAGAUAAACAUUUGCUUGAUGGAAGAGUUGAAGAAAUAUACGAGGUCAACCCCUGGGACUUUGAAAAAUCGCUUGUGCUCUUCAGCUUAGCUGCCUUCAAGAAAAGGGAGCCUGAAAAGGGUUACGAGGACAUCUCUCGAAGGGCAGUUGAAUAUGCAGGAGGCAUUGCAUUAGCUUUGAAAGUUUUGGGUUCUCAUUUUCUUUCCAGAAGUACUAGAUUCUGUGAAGCUGAAUUGAAUUAUAUGAAGAGAAGUAAGGAAUCCCUUAAGAAAAUUCAAGAACUGUUGCUAGUGAGCUAUAAUGGAUUGUCAGGGCGAGAGCAGGCAAUAUUUCUGGACAUUGCUUCCUUUCUCAAAGACGAAAAUGAAGAUUCCGUCAUAAGGAUACUAGAUGCAUGUGGUUUCAACGCUACUAGUGGAGUGGAAAUACUUAAAGAUAAAGCUCUAAUAAGUAUAUCAAAGACCAAUACUAUACAAAUGCACGACUUGCUACAAGACUUGGCUUUGGAUAUAGUUCGAAAUGAUGUAAGAGGCAGCCGAUUGAGGGAUAUUGAACAAAUUCGUGAUGUGCUUGAAAAUGAUAAGGGAAUUCCUGAAGUUGAAGGAAUAACUUUAGAUUUGUCUCAGGAAGUAGAUUUGCAACUGAGUGCUGACAUAUUCAACAUGCCUAAAUUAAGAAUUUUUAGACUAUAUGUCCCUGCGGGUAAGCAGAAAUUAGCCAAUGUGCUUUACAAUCCUGGAUUCCUCCAAAACCAUAAGCGAGGUUCUGCUGGAUUGAAGUAUUUUGAGUGGAACAGAUACCCUUCCAAGUCUCUUCCACCAAAUUUUUGUGCUAAGUUUCUUGUCGCAAUUCGCAUGCUGCACAGUGAUAUUGAAGAACUUUGGCCCGGGACGCAGGAUCUGGUGAAUCUAGAGACAAUUGACCUGAGUGAAUGCAAGCAGUUGGUGAAGCUCCCUGAUUUGUCUAAAGCGUUAGAACUCAAAUGGGUUUAUCUAUCCGGAUGUAAAAGUUUGUGUGUGGUUCAUCCAUCGCUUUUAUCUGUGGACACACUAGUUACUUUGAUACUGGAUAGGUGUGAGAAACUGAAGAGUCUUAUAAGUGAAAAGCAUUUAAGGUAUCUGAAGGAGCUCAAUGUGGAUGACUGUUCAAGCCUAGAGAAAUUUGCAAUGUCGUCCGAUUCAAUUAAAAGGCUUGAUUUGAGCAAGACAGGAGUUAAAAAAUUGUACCCAUCAAUCGGUCAUCUAAGCAAGCUUGAGUGGCUCAAUCUAGAAAGUUUGAGACUGGAGAAUCUUCCUAAUGAGUUGUCGCACCUGACAUCUCUAAAGGAGCUGAGGAUUUCUAACUGCGGAGUAAUUGAUGAAGAGAAUCUACAUGUUCUGUGUGAUGGCUUACUAUCCUUAAAAUUACUACAUCUAAAGGACUGUUACGAGCUGUUUGAACUCCCAGACAACAUCAGUGCCUUGUCAUCAUUGCGAGAAUUAAGGCUCGAUGGAAGUAGUGUGGAGAAGUUGCCUACAAGCAUCAAGCUUCUUGAAAAACUGGAGAUUCUCACCUUAGUGAAUUGUAGGAAACUGGAGUUUCUACCUGAGCUCCCGUUGUUCAUCAUAGAGCUUAACGCUGUCAACUGUACUUCAUUAGUGGCGGUAUCUACUUUCAAGACCUUUGCAGUCCAGAUGAAAGGGAAGGAGAAACACAUAUCAUUUAUGAAUGCAAUGAAACUAAAUGAAUCUACGCUCCUCCAGAUUAUGGAAGACGUCAUGUUCACAAUGAAGAGUGCUGAAAUGCAAAAUAUAUACGUAAAUAAGUUCAGAUUGAAUGUCGACAAUUUCAUUCCUAAUAGUGUUGUGGUUUGCUUACCAGGAAGCAGUGUCCCCUCCGGCUCAGGGCAAGGGUCGUUCGCAUAUCGAACCAGAGGGUCCUCAAUUACCAUUGAACCUCAUGAUGGAAGUUUGUCCAAGUGUCUAGGCACCAUUUAUUCUGUGGUUCUUUCUGCAUCCCCUGGAAUCAAGGGGCAUGGUGCUAAAAUCCAAUGCCGAAUCUACAGGAAAGAUGGGGAAUGCAAGACCACAUGGUAUGGCAAAGACAUCAGUGAAUUUGAUUCAGAUCAUGUUUUCGUAUGGCAUGGUUCAAGUUUCGAUGAUGCAAAAGUUUUUGAGUUCUUUGUUACAACUGAUAGCGGGGAAAACAAUGACCAGAUCAAAAUAAAAGAGUGUGGGGUUCACCUGAUGAGUUGCUCGAAUUCUGAGCUUCAGAGUUUCUUAUGGGAAGCACCGGAAUUGGAACCGGAGGUCAAGUCGGAGUUGGGAGUGAAGCUGCAAUUGCACUUGGACUUGCAGUUGGACUUGGACCCUGUGCAUGAAGCUUUUAUGGAAUUGGCGCAUGAUGGAGUAUAAUACAGACGUGGCUACUUUGCAGAGGAGCUGGAGAUGCAAAUAGCUGAGUUAGAAAUGAGAGAGAGAAAGGGAGAAAGAAAGAGGCGGGCAGUAGUAUGAAGCAGUGUCCCAGAGCAAGGGUCGGUCACAUAUCGAACCACAAGGUCCUCAAUUACCAUUGAACCUCCUAUCGAUCCUUUGUCUCCCUGGCUAGGCACCAUUUACUCUGUGGUUCUUUCUCCAUCCCCUGGAAUGAAGCAGCAUCGUGCUAAAAUCCAAUGUCGAGCCAAGUUUCUGGACGAAGAAUACACUACAUUUUAUGACAAAGACAUCGAAGAAUUGUAUUCGGAUCAUGUUUUUUUAUGGCAUGGUUCAGGUUUCAAUUAUGGAAAAGUUCAUUUUGAGUUCUCAGUUACAACUGAUAGCCAGGAAGACGAUGAACUGAUCAAAAUAAAAGAGUGUGGGGUUCACCUCAUAUGUUUCUCAGAUUCUGAUCUUCACAGUUUCGUACGGGAAGCACCAGACUUGGAACCGCAGUUAAAGUUGGAGUUGGGAAUGAAGUAUCAGUUGUUGUUGGACUUGCUGCAGGGUUAUAAGAGAAUUAGCACACUGCAUAGAGCCGUAGAUUAUGGAAUGCAUUGGAAUAUGGACGUGAAUUGGAUAAUGAACCAUUGAAAUUAGAGUUAAAAUCACGUCGUCAAGCAGUUUUAACAUUAGUUAAGACGGAAGAAGGCAAUGCCAAAAGAACCCAGAUACCGAAUCAUCAUUAGUUAAUGUAACAUGCUAUGUGUUUCUUUCUUCCUCAUAUUUUUUGGUCAACUCUUUCUUUCUUCUUUCAGUCCAUUUGCUGGGGCUUCUGCAAACUUGCUUCAAUCGAGUUGCUGGGGCUUCUGCGAACUUACUUGUGAGUCAGGAAUAACAUGUCAUGAUUCUUUCUCCCAUCUAACUGAAAUUAAUAAAGAUA
Messenger RNA from Lotus japonicus, 5749 nucleotides. Its product is annotated as disease resistance protein RUN1-like. Gene Ontology annotation, molecular function: ADP binding. Bases 1972 to 4806 code for a protein of 944 amino acids. Gene Ontology annotation, biological process: defense response; signal transduction. The record is from RefSeq and is a predicted model, not a curated record. The transcript has 5 exons. Lineage: Eukaryota; Viridiplantae; Streptophyta; Magnoliopsida; Fabales; Fabaceae.